AUGCUGCAGCAGGGCCUCCUGCUGAUGAGCGCAGGCGCUCUGACGGGGCCCAUUCUGCCUGCGCUUUUUGUGUGCUUCUUCCUUAUGCUGCGGGGCUGGAAGGGGUCAGUCAAGGAGCUAUCCAGCCGUCGCCGUUACACACUCAACAGCCCAGUUCACAGCAUGGAGGAGGAGGACUGGCCCGAGGCCAGCGCAGGCAGCGUGGCAGUUGUGGCGGCGCCGCCGCGGCCGGAUGAGGUGGCGGCGCGGCUGGAGGCAGCGGAGCUGGCCGCCCGGCUGAGGGAGCUGCGCGGCGUCGCAGAGUGA
Messenger RNA from Monoraphidium neglectum, 306 nucleotides. RefSeq lists its product as hypothetical. The coding region runs from base 1 to 306 and encodes 101 amino acids. Lineage: Eukaryota; Viridiplantae; Chlorophyta; Chlorophyceae; Sphaeropleales; Selenastraceae. The transcript has a single exon. The record is from RefSeq and is a predicted model, not a curated record.